This is a messenger RNA of Cimex lectularius (bed bug), 1072 nucleotides long. RefSeq names its product pupal cuticle protein Edg-84A-like. Bases 56 to 910 code for a protein of 284 amino acids. Gene Ontology annotation, cellular component: extracellular matrix. Lineage: Eukaryota; Metazoa; Arthropoda; Insecta; Hemiptera; Cimicidae. The transcript has 5 exons. The record is from RefSeq and is a predicted model, not a curated record.
ACGGGCUGAGUAUAAAAGAAUGCGGAGGCGAUAGGAGUCAUUCCAAAUCACCAACAUGUUCGGACAAAAGGUCGUUUUCGCUUCUGCGGCUUUUCUCGUGUUUGUAGCAUCACUUCCUGUUGAACAGGACGAAGAAGAGCAUGAAAAAGAGGAGCCGAGGGUCUACAACUUUAAGUACGUGGUCGACGAUCAUCACACCGGAGACCAUAAAAGCCAUGAAGAGACUGUCGAAGGGGGCGUCGUCAAGGGUCAUUAUUCGCUGAAAGAAGCAGACGGCACACUCAGAGAAGUGCAUUAUACCGCGGAUAAGGAUCACGGCUUUACUGCCGUCGUCAAAAAGUCCGGCACUCCUCUGGUUCCGGAACAGCAUAAGUACGAUGAGAAAACCCUGUACCACCAGCCAGUUUUGCACCAUCACAACGAGCCUGUCGUCCAUCAUCAUCACCACAACCAACCUGCCUUGCAGCAGCAUUACGAGCACGUCCACGAACCUGUUGAGCACUGCGAGAUAGUGUUGUUGGGCCUGGUCGCUUUUUCACAGUGUUACACACCACGUCAUCAAGUUGAUGAGGAGAACAAAUAUGAACAAUCCGAGCCGUCACCAUACGCGUACAAGUACGCCGUCGAGGACCACCACACAGGCGAUUUUAAAACCCAUCACGAAGUGAUGGAAGGAGGCGUCGUCAAAGGCUACUAUACUUUACAAGAACCUGACGGCACUCUGCGAGAAGUCCAUUACACAGCCGACAAAGUCAACGGCUUUAAAGCCGUGGUCAAAAAGUCUGGCACCCCCACCGCGAAGCCUGAGAAACCGUCAUACCAGAGCUACGAAGCCAACGAAGCUCGUGGAUCAUACAACGUCCGCCCCCACAAAUUCCCGCAUUACACAUUCGGGGACAAUGAACAAUAAAAAAAAUCUUGGUUAUUUUGUCAGAGGUGAUACAUUAGCGCCGAAUAUAGUGUACAAAAUAAUGCUUUCCAAGAUGGUUGACCAAGAAAGAGAAAUCCAGUAAGUUUUAUUUUUGUAAAGAAAAAAAUGUCAUACAUUAUACACAUUUUUUUGCCAAAUAAA